GUGAGUUUAAAAUACAAAAACGGUACAAAAUAUAAAAUUUAUUUAUUUAAAAUGAUUUCUAGCACAAAAUUUUUCUUAUUUUGUUUAAUAAUAAUUUGCCUUAAAGGAAACGUUCAACUUUUACAAAUUAAAACAACUAAUUAUCAAAAUCAAUCGGAUUUAAUUGAUUCCAGUUCGGUAACUUCUUCAGAUGAUAAUCAUUUAUUAGAAAGCGAAUUAAAAAAUGCUAAUAUAGCGUUAGAAAAGAAUAAUAUUUGGUUGGCAAAAUUAAGAGGGAAAAAUCUCGAUGAUAUUCCAUUAUUAAGUACAAUAACAUUAAAGUAUGAAAUUAAGGAUAUUAUAAAAUUUAUGAAAAGUGUAAAAGAUAAUUUAAGAAAGAAUUUUACAAAAAUUGUAUCAUCAUCAUCAUUAAACCAGAAUUUAAUAAGGCAAUAUGAAUUUAUUGCAAAACUAGAUUACAAUGUUUUGCCAUUAUUAGAAACUUUUUUAAUAAAUGACAUUUUAGAACAAAAUAAAAUUGAAAUGAAUUUUUGUAGUUUUAACCAUUCUGACAGUAAUUGUACUUUAAAUGGAAAAGAUUUAUUUAACAUAAUUACGGCGAGCGACGAUGUAGAAAUAUUAAAUUUUUAUUUCGUGCAAUUCAUGGAAAAACUUGGAAAAAAUAAAAUGGAAAAAUAUACAGAGUUUUUGAAACUUUUUAACAACGCAGCUAAAUUAAAUGGUUUCGAGAAUGCCAAUGAAAUGUUAAAAUUUCCCUAUGAAUUGAACAAAAAAGUAAAUGGCAGCAAUAAUUAUAUUGAUGACAUAUUAAAAUCAAUUAUGGAUGAAAUUAAACCAUUUCACCGUCAAUUGUACGCCUAUAUACGCCAUCACUUACAGAAAAAAUUCAACACAGUCAAUGAAACUUUAAUAAGAUACGAUGGACCAAUACCAGAUUAUUUACAUCAGAAAUUAAUUGCAAAUACUUAUGCAGAUGAUUUACAAUUUUUUGAAUUUAAACCGGUAAAUGAAUAUGAUUCUUUACGAUAUAAAAAUGCAACAAAAAUGUUGGCAGAUAUUAAAUCAAAGUAUCAAAGUUUCGGAUUCGAAAUUGGAAAAAUGCCGCUUUCCGUGAUUAUUGGUGAAAAUUGGUCACAUCCAAAAUUCGAUGAUUCUUAUGGCAGAAAGGAACUAAAAUUGAAUAUUGGGUUAAACGCGACCGAAAAUCAAUUCUAUGAAACAUUUUUAGAAUAUUUUAAAUAUUUGGAAUUCACCUAUGGAUACUCCCAGCCAUGGAUAUUUAGAAAAUUACUUCCAAGAGCUUUUAGCACUAGUAUAGCAAAUGCUUUAAAACAUUCUUUGGAAAAUAUAACAUUAAAUGAUGUUGAUACAUCAAGCAUAAAUAUAUCUAAUUUAAAUCGAUUUAUUACUAAGGCAAUUCAAAAUAUUUUUGGCAUUCAAUCUAAAUAUGUCACAAGCCAAACAAUUAAAUGUUUGCAAACAAGAGAAUUAAAGAAUGAAACUUGUGAAUUUUGGUCUAAAAAACUAGAGUUUCAAGGCAUUUCAACAAAUAGAAUUGAUAGUAAUUCAGAAGUAUUGGCAUGGAAGUUGAAUGCAUGGAACGAAGAUGAUUAUGGUGACAUAAUAUCAAUUAUUUUAGGUUUUCAAAUAUAUGAAGGUCUUUGUGAAAAGAUUGAUAUAAAGAUCGAUAAUCUUUCUAAUUGUGAUUUUUCUGGAAGAACAAAAAUUGGUCAAACAAUUAAGAAAAUUUUUAUGGAAGGGUCAUCGAUCUCAUGGAAAGAGCAAAUUAAGAAUUUACUUCCAAAAGAUCAGCAAAAUAAUGAAGCAAUACUGUCAGCUAAAUCAAUGUUAAAAUAUUUUCAACCACUUUAUGAAUGGUUAGAAGAAUACAAUAAGAUAAAUAAUGUGGAAAUCGAAUGGAAUUUUUAAGUCUUGCACAUGCCUAAGUUUUUCUCUCACGUAUUUUAGUUUUUAUUUUUAUUUAUUUUGCAAUAGUUUUUUGUAAUUUUUUUUAUUGUAUGUAAGUAUUUAAUUUUAUUAAAUUUCAAAAUCAUUCUUCUAA
Molecule: messenger RNA, 2062 nt
Organism: Condylostylus longicornis
Lineage: Eukaryota; Metazoa; Arthropoda; Insecta; Diptera; Dolichopodidae
Product: angiotensin-converting enzyme-like
Exons: 7
Coding region: 52-1929 (625 amino acids)
Biological process (GO): proteolysis
Cellular component (GO): plasma membrane
Molecular function (GO): peptidyl-dipeptidase activity; metallopeptidase activity
Source: RefSeq, a predicted model, not a curated record